Messenger RNA from Gilbertella persicaria, 759 nucleotides. Its product is annotated as thioredoxin-like protein. Gene Ontology annotation, molecular function: thioredoxin peroxidase activity. Gene Ontology annotation, biological process: hydrogen peroxide catabolic process; response to oxidative stress; cell redox homeostasis. Bases 82 to 669 code for a protein of 195 amino acids. Gene Ontology annotation, cellular component: cytosol. NCBI's taxonomy places the organism in Eukaryota, Fungi, Mucoromycota, Mucoromycetes, Mucorales, Choanephoraceae. The record is from RefSeq and is a predicted model, not a curated record. The transcript is spliced from 3 exons.
GACUAUAAAUAACGGUGUUAUCGUCCAUUAUUUUUUUUUCUUUUCUUUUCUUCUAUAUUCUUUUUUUAAUCCGUUUUAAAAAUGGUCGCCCAAGUUCAAAAGCCUGCUCCCGCCUUCACUGCUCCCGCUGUUGUCAACGGUGAAUUCAAGGAUAUCUCCCUUUCUGACUACAAGGGCAAGUAUGUUGUCUUCUUCUGGUACCCUAUGGAUUUCACUUUUGUUUGCCCCACUGAAAUCCUUGCUUUCUCUGAACGCGUCAAGGAAUUCGAAGCUUUGGACACCGUUGUUAUUGGUGCUUCUACUGAUUCUGAAUUCUCUCACCUUGCCUGGAUCAACACUCCCCGUAAGCAAGGUGGUCUUGGUGAAAUGAACAUUCCUCUCUUGGCCGAUAAAACCAAGUCUAUUGCCAAGGACUACGGUGUUCUCAUCGAAGAAGCCGGUGUUGCUCUCCGUGGUCUCUUCAUCAUUGACCCUAACGGUGUUGUUCGUCAAAUCACCAUCAACGAUCUUCCUGUUGGUCGUUCUGUUGAUGAAGUCCUUCGUCUUGUUGAAGCCUUCAAGUUCACUGAUGAACACGGUGAAGUUUGCCCUGCUAACUGGAAGGCUGGUUCCAAGACUAUCAAGCCUGAUGUUGAAAAGUCCAAGGAAUACUUCAACUCAGUUAACUAAUUUCUGUGUACAUAUAUAUAAAAAAAAAUAACUUCUUCAUACCGUACUCACACUUGCAUUUAAUAAAAAAAAAAGAGGUUUUUUUGUCAU